AUGGCGCGCCGCGGGGAUGGAGGGUCAUUAUUCGUCGACGACGACGACGACGACUUUGAUAUAAUAGAAAUCACCAACCCGAACCCGGCGACUCAGAUCUCAAGCCUGCUGAAUCCUUUGAGACCCAUCAAUCCGCUAGAGACAACUUCGAGCCGGAGAAGCGACCGUUCUCGAGACUCACGAUGGGAAGAACCGCCGCGGCGGAGCGCUCGGUGGGGGGGCGUUCCUCCACCGCCGCCGAGGGCGCAGGAACCCACGAUCAUCGACCUGACUGGCGAGCCCGACUCUCCGGUCCAGGAGAGACGACCACCGCCGCCCGCGCCCGGAGUGCCUGGCAGGAACCCUAGGAGGACGAACUCCCAAAGGCCUUCGCCACCGCGUUUGGCGAGAAGUGACAGCACCUUUGUCGGCUCCGGCGCCGUCAUAGACCUAACGGUCGACAGCCCGAGAGAUGCACGGCGCCUAGAGCCUCCGCGCACACUACGGGCGCGCCAUGCACAUCGCCAUGGACGCUCAUACCAGCGCGCGCCCGCGGCCGAUCAUGAUCACCGGCUCUCGACCAUACAGCUCCAGUUCGUGAACGAUGCGACCCCUAACUUGUUGACUACUUUCCGCAGCGGCGUUCAGCACAUGGUUGACACUCUUUUCAGUGCGGAGUUGAGGAGGGCGUAUCAUCCUACACUCGAAUCCCUUAGUUCGUUCAGUCCUCGAGAGCCUAGUCCGAAGCCUCCCAUGGAGGAGGUACCGCCUACCCGCCCGGGCUUCACGCGGGACACGCACACCGCCACAGAAGACGCCGAAGAGACGGUAGUGAUCUGCCCAGCCUGCAACGAGGAGCUUGCCUACGACCCAACGGAAGCAGCCGCGGAGAGCGCGACCAGUAAGAAGCGCAAGAGGGUUCCCGGCGAUCAUCACUUCUGGGCCCUGAAGAAGUGUGGACAUGUCUACUGCGCAGACUGUUUCGAGAACCGAAGGCCGACGAAGGCAUCACCAUUGGGCGUCGGCUUCCGCACCCAGGGCGCAAAGCAAGCAAGCGGCACCAACAGCGACUUGAAAUGUGCGGUGCCGGGCUGCGAGACCAAGGCGGCCAACAAGACUGAGUGGAUAGGCAUCUUCCUGUGA
Molecule: messenger RNA, 1122 nt
Organism: Purpureocillium lilacinum
Lineage: Eukaryota; Fungi; Ascomycota; Sordariomycetes; Hypocreales; Ophiocordycipitaceae
Cellular component (GO): SUMO-targeted ubiquitin ligase complex
Molecular function (GO): ubiquitin-protein transferase activity
Source: RefSeq, a predicted model, not a curated record